AUGGCAACGCCGGUUGUUGAGCGGAUGAAGCCAGAUCGCUUGGGUCUUGGGUCUGCUGUAUGCGAAUCCGUAACGAAAAACACCACCGAGUUCGCCGUCUUUGCCCAGGAGCACGAGGCGCACGAAGAGAUUCUGCUCGCCAAGUGCCCGCCGACAUUAUGGCCGCACGGCUCGUACCGCGCGAGCUGCCCCAGGCCGAUUCUCAUCUCCGAGAGCCACUGCAGGCAGCUCAAAGACUUGCAUGGCGCAUUGACGGCCGCCAUGAACGACAUUGUGUCGCGAUGGUGGAAGGACAAGGCCGCCAACUUUCCGGCACGCAUGCCACUGGAGCAGGAAGAGAAACAGCUGUUGCAGCCAAAGAUCUAG
This is a messenger RNA of Beauveria bassiana ARSEF 2860, 366 nucleotides long. RefSeq lists its product as uncharacterized. The record is from RefSeq and is a predicted model, not a curated record. Lineage: Eukaryota; Fungi; Ascomycota; Sordariomycetes; Hypocreales; Cordycipitaceae. The transcript has 2 exons. Bases 1 to 366 code for a protein of 121 amino acids.